This is a messenger RNA of Tachysurus vachellii, 3086 nucleotides long. RefSeq names its product WAS/WASL interacting protein family, member 2b (gene wipf2b). The coding region runs from base 101 to 1282 and encodes 393 amino acids. NCBI's taxonomy places the organism in Eukaryota, Metazoa, Chordata, Actinopteri, Siluriformes, Bagridae. Gene Ontology annotation, molecular function: actin binding. The transcript is spliced from 8 exons. The record is from RefSeq and is a predicted model, not a curated record.
GUUUCAGUCUGCGCGAGUAGCCAGAAGAGGCCGAGUUGUUUAUACGAAGCUAUGAGCUCUUCUUUAUAUAUCUGAGUGUGUCUCAUACACACACUGCAGGAUGCCAAUUCCUCCCCCACCUCCACCCCCCACAUGCAGCCAGGCGAACACCACUCCACCUAAACUGUCUCAGGAUGAAGCGAAAGGCAGAGGAGCGUUACUCUCCGAUAUCUGCAAAGGGACAAAACUGAAGAGAGUGGGCAUGGUUAAUGACCGCAGUGCUCCCAUGAUCGAGAAGCCCAAAGAAGGUGGAGCUAGCAGUGGAAGUGUGCCCAAUGCUGGGGGUGGAACCAGUGGUGGAGCCUUGUCUACAGGAGUGCAGCAGCCAAUGGGAGGCUUGUUUCAAGGUGGAGUGCCUAAACUAAGACCUGUGGGAGAUGCUUCUGUGGGCAGAUCUUCACUCCACCCCCCCUCAUCGCGCUCUGCUGCGCCUCGACCUCCUGGUUCCCCUGACAACAGCGAUACACCAUCCCACCAGUUAUCUCCCUCUCCCCCACCUCCUGCAAGUCGUCGCGGCAAUGCUCCACCUACUCCUUCUCAGAAAUGUGCCACACCUACUUACAAUCGUGACAAGCCCCUCCCUCCCACUCCAGCUCCACCUCCCCCUCCAGUGAAACCACCUCCUUCUCCAGCAAGCAGUCGCUCUUCGUCUUCAUCUUCACUAGCACCACCUCCUCCCCCACCUCCGUAUCGCCAGCAGCUGUCUGUAUCUAAUGGAUCAUCUGGUCCGGUGAACGAACUUGCCCCUGAAUUGCCGCAGAGGCACAACUCCUUAAGCAAAAAGCCCCCGGCUGGAGGACACACCUCUACUCGAGCUCAUGCCCCGCCCCCUCCACCACCAAGCCCCUGCCCCUCCCCCGCUUUCUCCCGUCCUCCUCCUCCAGUACGUGAUCCCCCUGGCCGUGGAGCAGCUCCACCAGUACCUGCACAGAUGUUACGGAAUAGCCGUGAAGCUCCGCCUCCUCCUCCAUAUCGAACACAUUCCGACGCUCCCAAUAGGGGUAAACCUCCCCCUCCACCCUCACGCUCACCUGCUGGAGCUCCGCCUCCUCCGCCACCUACUCGAAAUGGCCACACCCACAAUUCCCGCUCUUUUGCAGAUGAUUUUGAAUCAAAAUAUUCUUUCCAUCCCCUGGAUGACUUUCCACUACCAGAUGAGUACAGACACUUCACUAAGAUUUACCCCAGCAAAGCCACUAGAGUAAUGAGAGGAGCUCCUCCGCUUCCUCCAGUGGGCCGGUGAACACUGUGAGCAGUCUCUUGCACGCACACACACACAUAUACAUGCACACACACACUACACAAAUCCUGCACCUUAUUGACCAUGUCUCGCUCUACAUUCCCUGUGGGUGUGACCCAACUCCACCUGAUUCUCUGCUUCACUCACAGGGGAUGUUUUAUGACCAUGUAAAGUUGAUGUACACGUUAAACUGUGAUGCCUAAAUAGAGGAAAAAGUAAUAAAAAUUUGGUACACAAGCUUAUUAGUAAACAUUAUAUGUCUGGGUUUCCAUUCGCUGUAUUUUCCUGCUGGAGACACAGUCAAUCAAUUAAAGCACAUAAACAUUUCAAACUAAGUAAACUGCAAAUAUAUUUUUUUAAAGUAAGCAAAGAUCCUUUCCGCAUGUCUCUAGAAUAGAAAAAGUGUAAAUUAUAGCUGUUUAAGUGUGAUGUCACUGCUGAUUCUCCCAAAUAUCAUUACCUGCUGCUACGCUCUGUUUCAUAUCCUGUAUUGUUCUCCACAAAAUCACAGCUACAGUUUUUCAGAUCACAAGACGAAAAAUUAACGUGAAUAGUUUGCUUAAUCGUUCCCAAAUCUCUUUAAGACAGUUAGAAAUGUACAUGUCAUGAGGUAGAUAACUAGCAUUAAACUAGUACCAAGUGCUGUAAAUAUAAAUAUUAAAAUGUCCUCAGAUGCUUAAUUCAAAAAUUCAGCUCUCCUCUUACUUUUAGAGCUAAAGGCAGCUGAUCCCUAGAUCUAGUGGCAUAUAUUUCACUGUACAAUCUCGUGGUUGAACAAUGGCUUUUCACUGCAUGCUGUGUGAUUGUGUAUGUGACACAAUUUGAAAUCUGGCCACUUGAUGUCACUAUUGCAGCAUUAAUCUCUGUUCCCCUGUCAAGUGUGAUAUUAAGGUCAUUACAUUUAUGCCAUUUGGCAGACACUCUUAUCUUAUGUACAGCAGUUUAGGGCCUUGACCACGGGCCCAACAGUGGCAGUUUGGUGGGAUUUGAACUCACAACCUUCAGAUCUGUAGUACAACACUUUAACCAGUGAUCUGCCCAUUAACAGUGUUAAUGUAACAGGUUUAAUAGCCAGCAUGUUGUCUUUAGAGAAAAAUGUGUUUAUGAUGAAAUUUUGAUGAAUAAUUAAUCAAAUUUUACUUCACAUUAUCUUCAGUGCCAAGACGACCUGGAGGUUCUGUUUCAGUCUGGUUUAAAAUACAUGCUUUAUUUUGUUUGUGUCUUCCUGUCAGUCUGCACUGUGAUUAUUAGUGUAGUGAAAGUACAUUAACUUCUGUACCACUAAAUUACACAAACAAAUUGGAACUGAAAUAUUUGUUUAUUAAUUUAUUUAUUUUAGAUAUUUUAUAUGCUCAGUCACUCAUCCACUGAAUCACAUCUACAUUAUAAUAUGAACUUAGUCUUAUCUCAUUUCUUUUCACUUGAGUUGCUUUAUUGACAUUAUAAACUUUAUUUUUUUUAUCUUUAUGGACGACAUCUUUUAAUGAUGUGUAGUGUUUUGUAUUCUUGUCUUUGUUGUCAUUUAUACCUACAAGGGAAUUCCAGCUUGUGUUCAUCUUCCAUGUGUUAUGCCUUAAUAAAGAUGGAAUGCAGCUUUUUAUUGUAUUAACAUGUAUUCGUACCUGCUGAGAGAACCCACAGUUCCCUGUAGUCCUGUUCCAUUACAACCUUGUAUUAAAGGCAUGUCAUGUGUUUGGGACUGACUCGGACCAGCACUGGGAUCGUCUGUGCUUUUCACUGUAAGUUUACUGUAUGACAUCACUUCCUGUCUAAAGGAAAUGUAAACAUUAAAAAAGUCAGAAAUGUA